AUGGCAAUUGUCUUCUCGAGAAUCAAGAGGAUGUUCUUCCUCUUGUUCUUCCCAUGCUUUUGUUCUGGUCAGCUUGCACCUCCACCGCUGCGUUUCUCCACUUUCCUGGAUCCUUCCAACAUGGUCUACCUCCACUGGGACCAUGAUGAUCAGGAGCUGAUGACAUUUGAGCUGCAGGUCCAUACAACUGGCUGGGUGGCAUUUGGAUUCAGCCCUCAUGGAGAGUUGCCUGGAUCUGACAUUGUGAUAGGAGGUGUCUUCCCAAAUGGCAGCAUCUACUUCUCUGAUUGUCACAUGGAAGGUGAGGCAACCCUUGAGGAAGAUGAGAGCCAGGACUACCAACUGCUGUCAGUGACAGAGAACAAAACCUCCACCACCAUGUCGUUCAAACGUCACCUCCGGACGUGUGACACAAAUGACCUGGAUAUCACAAUGGACACAGCCCAUCUUGUUGCUGCAUUUGGCACUGAUGACACAGUCCAAUUCUUUAAAAGCCAAAGAUUUUCCAGAUCUCUUUUCCUGAUGAGGUACAAAAGCCCAUCUGACUCAACUGACCCCAAAGUAUUCUUCACCUAUGACCUGAGGCUGGACAACUUUGCUGUUCCAGUAGAAGAAACGACGUAUGCCUGUACCUUUAUCCCACUGCCCAUGGUCAAGCAGAAACACCACAUCUACAAGUUUGAACCUGUAAUAACAUCCCACAAUAUAACCUUGGUUCAUCAUAUUCUUGUUUAUGCCUGUGGCAACUCCAGCAUCCUACCCAGUGGCAUAGGUGAUUGCUAUGGAGCCAAUCCAGAUUUUUCCCUGUGCUCUCAGGUCCUUGUGGGCUGGGCUGUUGGAGGAGAGUCCUAUCAAUUUCCAGAUGAAGCUGCAGUUUCCAUAGGGACACCUUGGGACCCUCAGUACAUACGACUGGAAAUCCAUUACAGCAAUCUUGACUUGUUACCAGGCUUGAUUGACAGCUCAGGGAUACGAAUCUACUACACACCAGAGCUACGGAAAUAUGAUGUGGGGGUUCUGCAAACAGGUGUCUUCAUUUUCCCUGCACAUUUCAUUCCUCCUGGAGCAGAAUCCUACAGAUCUUACGGUCUUUGCAAUUCCAGCCAGUUCGACGAAAUGAAUGGGAUGCUGGUUCCAGAUCUCCAUGUCUUUGCCUAUCUGCUUCACACUCACCUGUCUGGCAGAGGAGUGAAAGUCGUUCAAUACCGGAACGGUGAGCAGCUGAGGAUCAUCUGUGAGGACAAUAAGUAUGACUUCAGGCUGCAGGAAAUUCGGGACACGAAGGAAAUCCUCACAAUUAAACCAGGGGAUGAAAUCCUGACUGAAUGCAACUUUCAAACACUGGAUCGGUCAGGGGUUACUUUUGGUGGGCUAAGCACCAUGAAUGAGAUGUGCCUUGCAUUCCUCUUCUACUACCCUCGUAACAACAUCUCCAGUUGCAUGGGCUACCCAGACAUUUUGUAUGUUGCACACACAGUCAAGCAGGAGGCCUCAGAUGCAUUGGAAGGAAUGAUGGCCAUGAACUUUGUUGACUGGGAUGAUGAUACUGUCAAAAUUGCAGAGAAAGCUGCCAAGGAGGCAAACCAAGUGGUCGUGAUUAAAACCAUCAAU
Molecule: messenger RNA, 1611 nt
Organism: Acanthisitta chloris (rifleman)
Lineage: Eukaryota; Metazoa; Chordata; Aves; Passeriformes; Acanthisittidae
Product: putative DBH-like monooxygenase protein 2
Exons: 12
Biological process (GO): norepinephrine biosynthetic process; dopamine catabolic process; octopamine biosynthetic process
Cellular component (GO): secretory granule membrane
Molecular function (GO): copper ion binding; dopamine beta-monooxygenase activity
Source: RefSeq, a predicted model, not a curated record